Molecule: messenger RNA, 10084 nt
Organism: Bactrocera latifrons
Lineage: Eukaryota; Metazoa; Arthropoda; Insecta; Diptera; Tephritidae
Exons: 13
Coding region: 37-9726 (3229 amino acids)
Source: RefSeq, a predicted model, not a curated record
CGGACGUCUCUUAACGUGCAACGUGAAUUGGGCAAAAUGUUGCCCCGAAACAAAAAAAUUGGACUCCUUUUAUUAGGUUUAGUGUUCUACUUAGUCGGCAGUGAAAUUGUUGUUGUCUCUGCACUUCAAUGUAGUCAUUGUGAAGGCGACGAUUGUGACGAUCCAAUCGUGAGAGAUUGCACCAAUGAGACUGAUCAGUGUUAUAUACGGCUCGAGGAUAACCUCAACUUCGUUGGCAUGGGUUGCGCCUCGACCUUGGGGAAUGAGACUGAAAUCGCUAACUUAAUCAGAAAUAAAGAACUUUACGUUUGUUCGAAUGCGAAUUGUAAUGAUUUUGAAAAUUUACCACCAAUAAAUGAUUGCACCGCAUGCGACUCGUCGACCGAUGUGAGAUGCGCUAUUCAGCCUGCAACUGCAGGCACAACAAGACGUUGCGCUACUGUGCCCUUUACACAGUGUUAUGAGCGCGUCAAUAUCGCAAACGGUGGCACGACAGAGCGUGGUUGUCUCUUUGAACUGGAAGGUGAUGAUUUCUACGAUUGCCUUAGCGGAGAGGGUGAGAAUUGCAAAGUGUGCACGGGGAGUGGUUGCAAUACAGAGAUCGUGCCAAGCAAUCGUCAACAAUGUCAACGCUGUGACUCCGAUACGGAUAGCACCUGCAGCAGCUUGCCAUCGGCGCUCUCCACUUGCCCCACAUACGACGUAAAUGAUACAUGCGUCUCUGUCUAUGAGUCGGGUGUGACACGUCGAGGCUGCGCUAGUGAGUUCACUUGCGAUGUAACGGCUAGAAAUUGUGAAAUUUGCAAUGCAAAUGGCUGCAAUACGGCAAAUGUGCAGAAACGUGCCGGGGAAUUGUACGGUAUUUUCCAAGACUUGCCUUUGAAUUGUUAUACUUGCGCUGAUGAAGAUUGCGAGACGAGCAGAGGAUUAUUGCGCAAAUGUCAGGGUGUUUUAUAUCAAGAUUGUUUGACGGUCUUCGACGCGGCCGGGAAAGUAUUGGAACGCGGUUGUGAAGCAAGCAUUAGCACCGAGCAUCAGUCCUAUUGCGCCACAAAUCCAUCACUGUGUUUUAAUUGCAAAUCGAACGGUUGCAACAACCAAACCGAAGUGAAAACAAAAGAACAAUGUCUGUAUUGCGAUUCAGCCGUCAAUGCCGAUUGUGCAACGAAUAUUGAAGCGAUCACAAGCACACGCGAAUGCGUGGAUGGCUGCGUGACCGCGUUGUAUGAGCGCAAAUCAAAACCGAAUGUGUUCGAUCUGGCGCGCACCUGCUUCGAGGAUGUUGAGUUCGAUGCUCGCGAGACUUGCACAGCGGCGAAUAAUUGUGUCCAAUGCACCGGCGAGAAAUGUAAUACAGCGCUAGUGCCGGCCGAAGGACGUCUCUCUUGUUUGCACUGCAACGGUGAUGAUUGUGACAGUCCGGUCUCAAGUGUUUGUAGCACUUACUCUGCGAGCGACCAAUGUUAUAUAUUCUUUGAUAAUGUAACAAACAGCGCUGUGCGCAUGGGUUGCAAGAGCAGUUUGCCAGCUGGCGCAAUUUACGCGGAUAUCCUGCAUUACUUCCUCUGCGAUGGUGACGAUUGCAAUGAUUACGACAAUUUACCGGAAGCUCAUAUAUGUUAUGAUUGCGAUUCGGCGACGGAUGUGAAUUGUGCCAUUAGCCCUUCAGCCAUUACAAGUCAAGUGAGAUGUCAAAUUCAUCCGCAUACCGACUGCUUUACGCGCAUAAGCGAUGAUGGUCGGACUGUACGCGGCUGUAUUAGCACGCUGAAUAUAACGGAGUUCCUCAGCUGCCAUGAGGGCACACCCGGCGAGUACUGCAGAAUAUGCACGCAAAACAACUGCAAUGUGAACAUCUAUCCCAGUGAUCGUCAACGUUGCUACCGUUGCAAUUCCUUAGACGAUCCCGAUUGCGCCAAUAAUCCCGACAAUAGUAAUUAUUCUGCCUGUCCGUUAUAUGACAGUGAUGAUGUUUGCGUGAGCAAAUUGAUCGGUGGCACUGUGCAUCGCGGUUGUGGCACCGAACUACAAUGUGAUGGUGGUACGAAUUCGAAGACUUGUCGUACGUGUGAGGACUUGUAUUGUAAUGAUUAUGUCUUUACGGAGUAUCCGAUUGGCGAUCCAGGCAUUUUCCAGGAAUUGCCGUUGAACUGUUACAAUUGCAAUGGCAACGAGGAAUGCAGCGGCAGUUUGGGCAAUGUGCGAAAAUGCUUAAAUAAUAAUUAUCAAACCUGUACAUCGGUAUUUAAUGCAACCAAUGGCGAAGUUAUUGGACGCGGUUGCAGCGAUACCUGGGCGGAGACGUGUGCCGAUGAUGAUCACCAGUGUUACGAUUGCAAAUCGAAUGGUUGUAAUGUGGCCAAGACGACAGAUGACUACAUCGAAUGUAUAUUUUGUGAUGCGCAAUUCGAUGAGAACUGCUUGACCGAUGUCAGUAAAAUCGUACAGAGGCGCGCUUGUUAUAAGAGUUGUGUAACGACUUUGUAUAAUCGCACCAACGACGACACGCCAGUGCGUGAGCUAAUACGUACCUGUCUCGAUGAUAUGGAUUUGGACGAUCGUGAAAUCUGUGCCGAUGGUAAAGAUGCCAAUUGCAAAGCAUGCGACGGAGAGUAUUGUAAUGAUGCCAUUGUUGGUGAACGCAUUUCGUGUUAUCAAUGUGUGGGCGAUGAGUGUCAAAGUCCUGUAGCAAAAACUUGUCGCGCUGUAACCGAAGGUGAUCAAUGCUUCGUAGAAUACGAUGAGACCAGAUCGAUUGUGGAAAUGGGUUGCAAGAGCAAGUACGAUCCGGCUGAGGUUAAGGAGCUUAUUAUAGCCAAACGUCUGUGGCUUUGUGAUGGUGAAAAUUGUAAUACUGUCGAUGCCACGCCAGUAAGUCAAAUUUGUGCCGUUUGCAAUUCGAUAACCGACGCGGACUGUGCGAUUGCGCCGCAAACUGUCACAUCGCAAACAACUUGCGCCAGAUCACCUUAUACGCAGUGUUAUUCGCGUGUGUUGAGUGACGGUCAUACGGAACGAGGCUGCUUGUCCAGCAUUGAGGGUGAAGAUUUCUACGAUUGUUUGCUGGGCGCAAAUACAACGAACUGCUUAGCUUGUGUUGGUAGCGGAUGCAAUUCAGCGAUCUACCCUGCAAAUCGUUUGUCCUGCCAUCAAUGUAGUUCCGAGGCUUCUUCGCAAUGUGAAAGCAAACCAGAUGUCGCCUACUUGUGUUUGAAAUACAGCGAAUCCCAACAAUGUGUCAGCACUAUUGAUAACUCCGGCUAUACUGUACGUGGUUGCAGCUUGGAAGUCACAUGCGGUUCUGAUGUAUGCGAGACUUGCAGCGGAGACGAUUGCAACGUGAGCAAUAUCAAGCGAAAACUCAGCGGUCGACCUGGUCAAUGGCAAGAGCUACCGCUGACUUGUAAGGUUUGUGAGGGCAAAAGCAAUUGCGCUGGCACACCAACGGAACUCGUUUGCACAGGCACCAAUGACUAUUGUAUGACAGUAUUCGACGAAGAUGAUAGUGUGUUGGCGCGUGGUUGCAGCAGCGGUAUUGAAGCUACGCAUGGUGCAUAUUGUGAUGUCAAUGCAGAUAAAUGUCAAAAUUGUAACUCGAACAAUUGUAAUACGGUCAGCGCUUUGACGGACUACGUUGAUUGUAUUUACUGUGAUUCGGCCAACAAUGCGAACUGUGUUUCACACCCUGAGAAUGUGAGCGAAUGGCGCAAGUGCAAUACAUAUUGCAUGACAGCAUUGCGUCCUAGACAAGCAUCUCCCGAGAUAUUUGAUUUGUCUCGUAGCUGUUUGGACGAUAAGGAAGCAGCCGAUCAGUUGAUCUGUCGUGAAGGUAGUAGCGACUGUGUGGCAUGCCAAGGCGCUGCCUGUAACACAGCAGUAUUGCCAGCUAACCGACGUUCCUGCUACACAUGUCAGGGUGAGCAUUGCGUUGAACCCGAAACCGCCGAAUGUACGGCAUACACGGAGAAUGAACAAUGCUAUGUUUUGUUCGACGAUGUGAGCGAUGUGCAGCGCAUGGGUUGUGUCAGCGAUUUGGACAGUUCAUAUAUAGCACAAAAUGAGCAUUUGUUGUUGCGCUGCAGCGAUGGCGAUAAUUGCAAUUCGUUUGAGAGCUUCCCCAAACCGAUCACUUGUUACCAGUGCGACUCGGCUGAUGAUGAGUCCUGCGCAAACGACCCAUCGACAAUACAGACAUUGGCAACAUGUGCCGCAUUGCCAAAUGUAGACUGCUAUACGCGCGUAAUCGCAGACGGUAGCACCCAACGCGGUUGCGUGAACACUCUUGCUAAGAUCGAGCUACUCAGUUGUCUGAGCGGAGACGAAAGCCUUUGUCAGACAUGUAAUGAUAGUCUCUGCAAUAAAGAGCUCUUCCCACAAGAUCGUCGCAGUUGUCAACGCUGCAAUUCCGAAGAUGAUGCAACUUGUCAAAGCUCUCCCAACGCCGCUUCAGUAUGUCCAAUCUAUAACGAAGAUGAAUUCUGUGCUACUAAAUUGGUUAACGGCUAUAUCUACCGCGGUUGCAGCUCCGAGUUUCAAUGUGACGUCACAAACAAGCUGUAUUGCCGUCAUUGCAAUUCCGAUAAUUGCAACACUGUGGACUUGACCAAUUUGGGUGGCUUGAAUAUCGGCAAGCCAGGUAAAUGGCAAGAUCUGCCAUUAACUUGCUACGAUUGCGAAGGGGACGAUUGCCGAAACUCGGCCGGUACACUGCACGAAUGCGAAAACAAUAACUUGCAAACUUGUCAAACUGUCUUUGGUGCUGAUGGUGCGGUGGUGCGACGCGGUUGUAGUGACGAUGUCUUGGCCACACAUGAGGAAUACUGUGAAGAUAAUACUGGCCAAUGUGUCGGCUGCAAAUCAAAUAAUUGUAAUAAUGCCACCAGUCUGGAUCAAUAUGUUGACUGCUACGCAUGUGACUCGGCGACUGACGCACAAUGUGCUUUAGACUUCGUGGCUGCAAACAGCGCACAGCGCCUAUGUCAAGGUCAUUGCGCUGUGGCAUUAUAUCCACGUAGUAGCUCCGCAAAUCCUUCUUACGAACUCGCACGCACAUGUUUGGAUGAUUUGGAGCUUGACGAUCGUGAGAAAUGUUUGGCGGGUGAGCAUGAGCUCUGUGUAGCAUGCGAGGGUGCGCUAUGCAACACUGCCUCUUUGCCGGCAAACAGACAUAAGUGCUACACUUGUGUGGAUAAUGAGUGCAUUGACUAUAAGGUGGCCGAAUGUAGCGCCUACCAACCGAAUGAUCAAUGUUACAUUAGCUUCGAUGCGGAAAACAGUAUCUUGGGCAUGGGUUGUCGCAGUGACUUGGAGUCGGAUGUCAUAACGGCAUUAAUUAAACAGAAGGUACUGUUAUUGUGUGAUGGUGAUGCAUGCAAUGGUGUGGAAUCAAUACCAACAGCUAAAACUUGCUCGGUGUGCGAUUCCGAGAGCGAUGAACGCUGUGCGACCAACCCCAACCUGGUGGCCGAUACGGAACGCUGUUCGAAUCUGCCGUACACCAAUUGCUACACUCGCGUAAAGGAGAAUGGUCAUACCGCACGCGGUUGUCUUUCCAACUUGUCCGAGGACACCUUCUACAACUGUCUCUACGACAACAGCACCCUCUGUGAGACUUGCAUCGGUGACAAAUGCAAUAAUUUGGAUGUUUAUCCAACAGACCGUAGGCAGUGCCAACAAUGUAGCUCCGAAACAGAUCCACUUUGCACCAGCACACCAAACAGCAACAAGAUCUGCCCGAUCUACGCUGAAAAUGAUGGUUGUGUCACGAAUCUGCGCGAUGGUAUCACGACACGUGGUUGCGCGUCCAGCAUGAGCUGUGACGAUGAAAGUGACAGAAAAACAUGCCGCAUUUGCACCACCAGCGGUUGUAAUACAGUGAACUUGGAGAAGUCACUAGAACAAGGCGAACCCGGCAAAUGGCAGGAUGUACCGAUUACAUGCCGCACUUGUGAAGGCGAAGAGGAUUGCGAGAGCCUAGGCAACUAUCGUGUUUGUACCAGCAAUUUAUACCAGAGCUGUAUGACAGUCUUCAAUACAAACGGUAAUGUGAUACAACGUGGCUGCAGUGACGCAGUCGAGGAAAACAAUAGCGCACUCUGCUCGGAGUACCCAGAAAAUUGUUUGCGCUGUAACUCGAAUGGCUGCAAUAACUCAACACGUUUGGCCGAUUACAUUGAUUGUAUUUACUGCGACACUGAUAGCAAUAUCAACUGUUUGAACAACGUUAUAGCGGUGACGCAGACACGUAAGUGUAAUACAUACUGCACGACAGCGCUCUACCCCAAAUAUGAUGAAGUCAACCCCGCCUACACAUUGGCACGCACAUGCUUUGACGAUUUGGAGUAUGAUGAUCGUGUAGCCUGCGUGGCCGGUCAAAAAGAACAUUGCCAAGUAUGCGCUGAGGCCAAUUGUAACACACAGUCGGUGCCGGAAACGCGACUAAGCUGUAAUGUGUGUAAGGGUGAUGAUUGCCAGGAUCCACAGCCGCAGUCAUGCGCCGCAUAUCGCGAGGGUGACCAAUGUUACAUACAAUUCGAUGAGCAGCGCAGCAUUGUCGGCUUCGGUUGCCGCAGUGAGUUCACCAAUGCCGAAGCUGACUAUCUGCUACAAAAUCAGCGCCUGUUCUACUGCGAUGGUGAUAAUUGCAACACCUUCGAUGCAUUACCAGCAGCACAGAGCUGUAAGCUUUGUAACUCACGUACUGAUUUGAAUUGUGCCACAAAUCCUAACAACGUCACAGCCACCACGCGUUGUACCUACUUGCCAUACACUGAAUGUUACACACGCAUACUGGACGGCGGCAUCACCGAGCGUGGCUGCCUGUCGAGUUUGUACGAUGACGAUUUCAGUGGCUGCUUAAAUGGCACCGCACCAUAUUGUCAGGCCUGCAAGGGUGACUCCUGCAAUAAUGAAGUGUACCCGGAAGAUCGACUUUCUUGCCAUAUUUGCGACUCUCUCACAGAUCCAACUUGCAAAAAUAAACCAAAUAGUGUGAGCGUUUGUCCGUUGCACGUCACCGGCGAUACCUGUGUCACAGCUUACAGUAAUGAUGUGACCUAUCGUGGCUGCAGCUCGAGCGUGCGUUGUGAUGCCUCCCAGCCGAGAUCUUGUUGGCAGUGUGAGGGCACUGCUUGUAAUACCAUCAAUUUGUCACGUAGACAAGAUGAUAACUAUGGCAAAUGGCAAGAUCUGCCAUUGAGUUGUCUCACAUGCAACAGCACAUCGUGUGCAGCUGUCAAUGGUGUAGAGUCUGUAACUUGUGCAAACAACAAUGAACAGGACUGCGUUACGGUGUUCCAAAGCGGUACGGUUGUCAGACGUGGCUGUGCCGAUGCUGUUGAAAAGGAAUAUGGCGACUACUGCGACAGUAAUCCGGUAGAUUGUUUGAACUGCAAGUCCAAUUCAUGCAACAAUGCAACGGCGUUGACACAAUACAACGAGUGCAUCUACUGUGACACACUAAAGAAUUUGUCGUGUUUGUGGAGCCCAGAAAGCGCGGCACACAAAACGCGUCAAUGUCAAGGUGGUUGCAUGACUGCGCUGUAUCCCUCGGAUAGUAGCAGCGAUCCCGGUUACGAACUGAUACGCACCUGCUUGGAUGACAAAGAGGCCGCUGAUCGCGCCAACUGUAACAAUAACCAAUGCCAGAGUUGCGUGGGUAGCAAGUGCAAUUCUGCAACGGUGCCGGCCGAGCGUCUGAGCUGUUAUCAGUGUGCAGGUGACGACUGUGAUGAACCCGAGCUGAAAUUGUGUCCUCUCUACAAGAGUGAAGACAAGUGCUUCACUUGGUUCGACGAGACUAACAGCGUUAGUCGAAUGGGUUGUGUGAGCUCGUUCCACGAUCAAGAAAUAAGCACCAUUAUCAGCACGAAGCGCGUGCUUGUAUGCGAGGGUGAGGCUUGCAAUUCUUUGAACAAUUUACCUAGACCACAGCAGUGCGCCGUUUGCAAUUCGGCAACGGAUUACACUUGCGCUACGAAUGCGCAGGAGAUAAACACAUUCAACACUUGCAACGUAUAUCCGUACACAAACUGCUACACCAAAUUGAUCAGCACGGAUGGUUCGACAACACGUGGGUGCUUGAGUGAUCUGCCAGCCGCUGAAUUCGUCGACUGUGUCUUGGGCAAUGAUAAGAACUGCAGUAUUUGUAUUGGAGAGGGUUGCAAUCGUGAGGUUUUCCCCGAGGAUCGCCAACUGUGUUAUACCUGUAAUAGCGAAGAUGACGAUUCCUGCCAAUCCAACCCAACACGUCUCUUGGCAUGCCCAUUCUUUACAGAGACUGAGAAAUGCCGCACCGCUGUAAGCAACAACGUUACGGUACGUGGCUGCAGCUCGGAGAUCUUGUGUGAUCUUAACGACAGAAACUGCGUAUCAUGCAAUGGCAGCGCCUGCAAUAGUAUCGAUUUGGUGAACCGUGCCGAAGACGAUGGCGUACAUGGUAUGUGGCAAGAGUUACCACUAAGAUGUCACACCUGUGAGGGCGAACACUGCCUGCAGUCGCUGGGACCAGCCUACGAAUGUACCCGUAAUACGGCACAAGACUGUGCGACUGUCUUCACAACGGACGGUGAUGUGAAACGUCGUGGCUGCUUCGACGAUGUGGAAAUCUACGAGCAACGCUAUUGUCGUGAGAAUCCACAUUUAUGUUUCAGCUGCAAAUCCAACGAAUGUAAUGAUGCCUGGGAUACGGCCGAUUAUAUUGAAUGUAAUUUCUGCACUUCCGAUACGAACCCAUUAUGCUCAACCGAUCCACAAAACGCUAACUUCACCAAACGCGCCUGCAAUAAGGAAUGUAUGGUGGCAAUUAAAGGCUCACAGGUGAUACGUUCCUGUUUGGAUGACAAGGAACUGUACCAUCGCAACGAGUGCCGUGGCGAUAGCGACGAAUGCUCGAGCUGCAGCACGCCCAAUUGUAAUGAUUUCAUUUAUCCCGAACUUCCUGAAAAUGACUUCAGCUGCCACGUCUGCAAUGACGCAUCAUGCCUCACGAGUGUCAGCCAACGUUGCGCGGUCGCCAAUGACUACUGUUUUGCCAAAUACGAGAAUGGACGUCCCGAACUCUUGGGCUGUGCCAGUUCGCAGAGUCAAAGCAAUCUAACGGCAUGGGAAGCGGAGAAUAAAUUAUACACAUGUACGGAGAAGGACUGUAAUAUACUCUCUAAUUUGCCAACCACAGGUGUACAGUGUGUAUCGUGUAAUUCGGAGCUCACGCCCGCAUGCGCACAAAACCCAACCGCAGUAGCAGCCACCGCCUCAUGUCCAGCACUCCAAACUCAAUGUGUCACGAAUGUGAAUAACGCUGGCCAUACAUUGCGCGGUUGUCUGAGCGAUCUGGCGCAAAAUGAUCAAACGGCAUGUGCAAUUAACGGCACAUGCAGCAUAUGUAUUGGCGACAGAUGUAACAAUGUGCUCUUCCCCAGCAAUCGCCUUAGAUGCCACAUAUGUAUCUCCUCGGUCGAUGAGAGUUGCUCUAGGGAACCCAAUCAUCUACAGGUCUGUCCGAUCUACUCGUCCACCGAUCAGUGUGUGACCAGACAUGAUACGUACACGGAGCGCGGUUGCAAAUCGCAAAUCACAUGUGACCUCAGUGAUGGCCAGACAUGCAAUAUUUGCUCGGGUGACGGCUGUAAUACAGUCGAGCUGACCGGUGGCGCCACCGUGCUGUCUACAGUUAGCCUAUUGACGACAUUAGUACUCGCUAUUGUUGCAAUGUUAGUGAUUACAUAGAUUUAGUUAAGCGAAAGGAGUCCAAUUUAAAGCGUAAAUAAUUAACGAAAGCACAAAGAAUAUUUACUACUUACGUAACACUUUAGCAUAAAUAUAACGGUUUGUAUAUAAUACUUAGCGUAAAGAAAGGAAGCAAUAAUACUUGAAAUUUUAUUUUUAAAAUCAUCAAAGUGUUCCAGUGGUAGCACUAAGCGUACAUAUAUGUAUAUGAAAGAAACAUUUAAUAGAGGCAUAUGUACAUACAUAUAUAAAAUUAAUAUCUUGCUUUUGUAUAACUGAAAUAAUGUGAAAUUACGUGUCUAUAUAUUUCGUAUAGAUUCGCGCAUUCAUUAUUUGAACACUAAUAAAUGUACAUAGU